Pogona vitticeps (central bearded dragon) is the source of this 2014-nucleotide messenger RNA. NCBI's taxonomy places the organism in Eukaryota, Metazoa, Chordata, Lepidosauria, Squamata, Agamidae. The record is from RefSeq and is a predicted model, not a curated record.
GAGCGCCUCCCCGGCCGGGCUUCCUCCUCUUCCUCCUCCUCUUUCUCCGGAGCCGAAGUGGCACCUCGUCGCUUCUCCUCCUUCGGGGGCGAGAGGAGAGGGGCGCAGCGAUGGGGCCGGGGCGGUGGGCGAGAUCCGCUGGCCCCUCCGGGCUGCCCGCCCUCCUGUGCGCCGCCGGGUUCUUGCUGGGCGCCGGUGGGGCUGGAGGAGCCCCCCGCCCCCGUCCGCCGCCAGGUUUUCGAGAUGGCAUGAACGUUCUCUUCAUCGUGGCCGAUGACCUGCGUCCGGCCCUCGGCGCGUACGGAGUCCCCCUCGUGAGAUCGCCCAACAUUGAUCAGCUGGCCUCCCGAAGCGUUGUGUUCCAAAAUGCAUUCGCACAGCAAGCCGUCUGUGCUCCAAGCAGAGUGUCCUUCCUCACCGGGCGCCGGCCAGACACUACGAGGCUGUACGAUUUUGAUUCCUACUGGCGAGUGCAUGCAGGGAAUUAUUCUACUUUGCCGCAGUAUUUUAAAGACAAUGGCUACAUCACGAUGUCCGUAGGGAAAGUCUUUCAUCCAGGGAUUUCAUCAAACCACACUGAUGACUAUCCACAUAGCUGGACCUUCCCAGCUUUUCACCCAUCUUCUGAAAAAUAUGAAAACACAAAGGUGUGCAAAGGGAAGGAUGGGGAGCUUCACGCGAAUCUUAUUUGCCCCGUGGACGUGGCUGAGAUGCCCGAGGGGACUUUGCCAGAUAUCCAGAGCACUGAGGAAGCCGUCCGUUUGCUGAAUAUCAUGAAAGAAAGCCGGAGCCCGUUUUUCCUUGCUGUCGGGUAUCACAAACCACACAUCCCCUUCAGGUAUCCGAAGGAGUUCCUCAAAUUGUACCCCUUGGAAAAUGUCACGCUGGCCCCAGAUCCCUAUGUUCCUAAAGGACUCCCUUCUGUGGCUUACAAUCCCUGGGCAGACAUUCGCCGCAGGGAGGACGUGGCAGCCCUAAACAUCAGCUUCCCUUAUGGACCAAUUCCAGAAGACUUCCAGCGAAAGAUUCGUCAAAGCUAUUUCGCAGCUGUCUCCUACAUCGAUACCUUGGUUGGGAAGCUCUUGAAUGGCUUGGAUGACGCAGGACUCUCCCGUAACACCAUCAUAGUGUUCACAGCUGAUCAUGGUUGGUCGCUGGGCGAGCAUGGCGAGUGGGCAAAAUACAGCAACUUCGACAUCGCGACCCGCGUCCCGCUUAUGUUCUAUGUCCCAGGAAUGACCACCCCACUCCCUUCACCAGGAGAGAAGCUAUUUCCUAUUAUGGACCCCUUUGACCAAGUUUCAAGUCCAAUAUUCCAAGAGAAGCCCAAAGAAAUGGUUGAGUUGGUAUCGCUCUUCGCUACGCUUGCUGAACUUGCUGGAUUGUCCGUCCCUUCUCCUUGCCCUCAUCCUUCGUUUCAAGUCGUCCUGUGCACCGAGGGAAAAAGCUUGGUUCGCUAUUUCCCUUCCCUCCGUGAACCGCAAGAGAAUGGCCGCAACGAAGACAAUGAUUUUGAUCCACCUGUUGCUUUCAGCCAGUAUCCCCGUCCUGGAGAUACCCCAGAGUGGAACUCAGAUCUGCCGGCGCUGAACGAUAUAAGAGUGAUGGGCUACUCCAUACGUACUCCUGACUACAGAUGUACCAUGUGGUUUGGCUUUGACCCCAGCAACUUUACGGUCAAUCUGAAGGUUGUCCAUGGAGGGGAGCUAUAUUUUGAAGCCACUGACCCCAACCAAGAUCACAAUAUGUACAGAAGCCUGAUGUUUAGCCCUCUUGCUCAAAAGCUUUGCCAGAUCUUGGAAUGUUAAGCUUGGGACUGGCUUCCUGUCUGUAAAACUUUGCUGCAGAAUUGGUAGUCGUAUUGUUUUAGAGAGUUUUGUGUUAUACACAAAGAGGUCUCUUGAGUGAUAGCUUCUUUUGUAUGAAGUAAUCUCAAAUGUGCUGCGUUCUUGGUUUUUGAAAGAACCGUCCUCAUUAGGUCUUAGUUAAUAAAGACACCUGCUUUCAUUUUUCA